Myotis brandtii (Brandt's bat) is the source of this 1171-nucleotide messenger RNA. RefSeq names its product sperm flagellar protein 1-like. Bases 12 to 914 code for a protein of 300 amino acids. NCBI's taxonomy places the organism in Eukaryota, Metazoa, Chordata, Mammalia, Chiroptera, Vespertilionidae. The record is from RefSeq and is a predicted model, not a curated record. Gene Ontology annotation, biological process: regulation of cytoskeleton organization. Gene Ontology annotation, cellular component: axoneme. The transcript is spliced from 7 exons. Gene Ontology annotation, molecular function: microtubule binding.
GUCCCGCAGCCAUGCUGGGCGCCGCCAGACCGAGCUCCCCGGCCCCGCCGCCGCCGUCUCCCCUCGCGCUCCGCGGCCUGUACGCCUGGCUGGACCGACUGCCGCUCAGCCGUCCCAAGCGCCACCUGGCCCGGGACUUCAGCGACGGCGGUGAGGGAGGCACGGGCCCGAGGCGGAGCGGGAUGUGGCCGGCCAGACGCGAUGGCCCGGUUGGGGCCAGUGUCUCCCGAAGUGUCCCAGCUCCCCGGGCUCCCUGCAAAGUGCUGAAGACCCCAGAACAGGUGAUGCUGGCGGAGAUUGUGAAGCAUUACCACCCCCGGCUCGUGGACCUGCACAACUACGUGCCCACCUGCAACACGGACCAGAAGCUCAGCAACUGGAGCACCCUCAACAGGAAAGUCUUUCACAAGCUGCGUUUCUGUGUCUCAGAGGGGGAUAUCCGAAAGGUGGUGGCCAACACGCCCGGGGCCAUCGAGCCCAUCCUGUGCGCGCUGAAGGAAAAGGUGAUGGACGGCGCUGUCCGCGAGGACCCACCCAGCACAGGCUUGCUCAUCGGUGCAUUUGAUCCAGGAGUCUGCAGUGCGGAUGCUGAUGGACUGUGGCUGGGGCUCGCGACCACCCCCCACGCUGGCCUGCCGAGCUCCCCAGUGCCUUCCGGCGUGAAGACCCUUCAGAGUCAGAGGACAGAGAAGACGGGACACUAUGCGUGCAGAGGUUGGGACCCCGCCGGUGGGCCCCGGAAGCACCUGAACACUGGGGUGCAGCAGCUGCUGGAGGAAAAGGAGCAGGCGCUGGCCAUUCUGCAGGAGACCGUCCAGGUUUUGCAGAUGAAGGUGGUCAGACUGGAGCACCUGGUGAAGCUGAAGGACCAGCGGAUCAAUGAGCUGACCAGACGAGGGAUUGAGCCCCAGUGAGCAAGAGGCCUCAGGGAGAGGCUCCAAUGUCAACUAGACCCUGAACUUGAACCCGCACGGACCUCGCCCAGACCAGAUGUGGCCGCACACUGUCCAGCAGGCUGAGGGACAUCUUGUACAAAGAGUGGGGGGUGGGCAGCAGUGUGCGGAACUCACGAGCCUGGAGGUCAGGGAGGCCAGGGACUCGGGGCUGCACGUUGGCUCCUGGCUGUGCCACCAGCUUAGUUUGGAAGUGAAGACUUGGGUCUGGUUGCCUU